AUGUCACAUCCCACCGUAGAACAACUACAUGCUUUCCAUGCACAAGAAAGAGAGAUAUUCUCUAAACUAGUUCAAAAACUCCGAAGACCACCAGCUGAGUCACUUCUUGUCAUGGCCACAUGGCUUUGGUUUGAAGACUUUGGCUUCGGAAACAUUUUCUCCAUCAUCACGGUUUUUAGCGAUCUACUCAUUGUAGAUCUCGCUAACGAGGCUGUCUUGUGCUUUCGGUGCCUUGAAUCUGACCAGCCCCCAAAUGAUGUCAGUCAGAUCCCUCUCACCGAGAGAUUCAUGAAAAAUGACAUAUCCCUUCAAAUAAUCCACAAUCAUCGAUACACUGCCAUUACGGGAAUAAAGAACUUUUUAACCACUAUUUGUUCUAGAAUAUUCUCUGAUAUCCUUCAACGAGUUCUUCCAUCUUCAUCAUCCUCAUUCAUCACCAAUCUCCGCCACCCUCUCAUCAUUCCCGGUUUCCCUCAUCCAACUUUUGGGAGCAUCAACGUAUUGCCUAAUAUCGUUGCUAGGGAUAAUCUUCCAAACGCAAAUUCAUUUCUUUUUCCUCAUGGUCUUUGGGGCUGGAACGCUAACCAUGUCGCGACUGAUAAAGAACGGACGGUAUUUCUAACGUUUUCUCGUGGUUUUCCCGUGUCACAUGCUGAGGUGAUUCAUCUCUUCACCGAGAUAUAUGGAGAAGAUUGUGUCGAAAGCGUUUACAUGCCAGAGGACGGUGGAAAUUCCUCCAAUGACAACACAAAUUGCAAUGGUCAUCAGCAACAACCACUAUUCGCGAAGAUGGUCUUGGACUCGGUUGUUACCGUAGAUCGUAUACUCAGCGGCCAGGAAAAACAAAAGUAUAAGAUCAAUGGAAAGCAUAUUUGGGCUCGUAAGUUCAAGAAUAAUAAAGACGGUCUUAUCUAA
Molecule: messenger RNA, 915 nt
Organism: Arabidopsis thaliana (thale cress)
Lineage: Eukaryota; Viridiplantae; Streptophyta; Magnoliopsida; Brassicales; Brassicaceae
Exons: 1
Coding region: 1-915 (304 amino acids)
Source: RefSeq, marked reviewed